AUGUCUGCGAGGCUAUUGUCGAUGCGCUCUCUCGUGUUGGCAUUCGCAUUGCUUUGCAUUGUGUCUGCGAGGGGUGAUGCGGUGCGUAAUUUCUCCAUCAGCGAAGACGGGUCAACAUUUCUCCGUGACGGCACACCGUUUCAGGUGAUCGGUGGUGGGUUCCACUAUUUCCGUGCUCUUGCCGCGGAGUGGCCACAGCGGUUUGACACCAUUGCUGCAUCUGGCGUGAAUACUGUCGAGACGUACGUGGCGUGGAACUUUCACUGCCCAGAUGACCCGGACUCCUGUGAUUUU
Molecule: messenger RNA, 294 nt
Organism: Trypanosoma theileri
Lineage: Eukaryota; Euglenozoa; Kinetoplastea; Trypanosomatida; Trypanosomatidae
Product: putative beta-galactosidase
Exons: 1
Biological process (GO): carbohydrate metabolic process
Cellular component (GO): vacuole
Molecular function (GO): beta-galactosidase activity
Source: RefSeq, a predicted model, not a curated record